Messenger RNA from Suhomyces tanzawaensis NRRL Y-17324, 732 nucleotides. RefSeq names its product transcription initiation factor IIA large subunit. Gene Ontology annotation, cellular component: transcription factor TFIIA complex. Bases 1 to 732 code for a protein of 243 amino acids. The transcript has 2 exons. The record is from RefSeq and is a predicted model, not a curated record. Gene Ontology annotation, biological process: transcription by RNA polymerase II; transcription initiation at RNA polymerase II promoter. Lineage: Eukaryota; Fungi; Ascomycota; Pichiomycetes; Serinales; Debaryomycetaceae.
AUGUCCAAUAAAGAAGCUAUCAAAUUGUACGAGACCGUCAUCGAGGAGGUGAUCAGCGACUCCAGACAAGACUUUGAGAAUAAUGGUAUCGACGAGUCAACUUUACAAGACUUGAGAAGAAUAUGGUGUGAAAAGUUGUCACAGUCGCAAGUGGCCAAGUUCUCGUGGGAUGAGGAAGAAUCCUAUGAGGGUCCAAACUCACUUGCUGCCCAUGCCAGAACUACAGGUGCAGGACUCGAAUUGCCCAAUGUUGCCAGCGGGAAUGAAUUGUCAUAUGGAGCCGUUGCCACCGGAACGAACAACAUUGGGAUCGAGCUUCCUCACAUACAAAGCGAUGAAGAAGACCAUGGAACCGGAUUGAUGUUACCUAACAUCAACCAGGCAGACGGGACUUUUGAGAUGACUGUGUACACCGACAAGGCCCCUGAGUUCAUAGAGUCCUUGAAGGCGGGAAAAAAGAUAAAGCAAGCAGAUGGGACCCUUGAUGACGACGACGACGAUGAGGGUAUCUUCAACGACUCGGACGAUAUCAAUUCCGAUCUCGACGAUGGACUUGAGAGCGAAAAGCUGGACGACGAGGACGGAGACCAAGAGGGCCAGAUCAUGUUGUGCUUGUAUGAGAAGGUGCAAAGAAUCAAGAACAAAUGGAAGUCUACAUUGAAGGAAGGAGUGGCCAAUAUCAAUGGCAGGGACUAUGUAUUCCAGAAGGCCACUGGGGAGUGUGAGUGGUGA